Drosophila persimilis is the source of this 6911-nucleotide messenger RNA. Its product is annotated as serine-rich adhesin for platelets. The record is from RefSeq and is a predicted model, not a curated record. The transcript has 8 exons. The coding region runs from base 673 to 6720 and encodes 2015 amino acids. NCBI's taxonomy places the organism in Eukaryota, Metazoa, Arthropoda, Insecta, Diptera, Drosophilidae.
GGUCAGAAAAAUGUACACAGUUCUGUGUAGUAGCAGCAGUGCAUAGAUUGUAGGCAUACCUGCGCUCCCAAGUUGUUUUAAUUCUACGACCCAGCCGUUUAACUGUCAUCCGAUAAACCCAAGCAAACAACAACAGCAGGAGGCAUCAACCGACACUCUGCAACAUUUUGUUGCAGCACAAGUGCAUUGUCGCACAUUUGAUUGCCGCAUAUCUCACUUUACACACAAGAACUAAUAAAUGUAUUGUUGAGUCAACGUAGAUCUGCGAAAAUAGGACAGUUGGCCGUGUUUUAAAACAGUGUGUGGUUCGGCGCCACAGCGAGCGAGUUGUUCGGUUAUUUUUUUGUGUGUGGCUUGACAAGUGCAAAAGCAGGAGGAGUAGAAGUCAAUACGCAAUAGGAGGGCAGCGCCCCUAAACUAUAUUAUUUGAAAUCGACAAUAACUAACGGAAGACCAACAGAAGCGGCAGCAUCGUUAACUAGCAGAAGCGGUGGCGUCCGCAAGGCGCUGGCCAGCUGUGAGCUUCCUAGCUAAUACCGUGGGGAAGAGGAAAAGCAGAGCCACCCACCAGCAGCAGAUAAGCCCAACACCGGGCAACAGUUCGUUCGGGAAAUUUUUGAUGGCAUUUGAUUGUUUCGUCACCUGGUCGCCCUGUUAUAUGCCACCCAAAAGAUGAACAAUGAACAAAAGCCAGCAUCACCAGAGACAUCAUCAUCCACAACACAACCAUCCACAACCUCAUUUGCAACCGCUUCUGGUGAGCGAUCUGCAGAGCGCUUGGCUGCAGCCAAUAGUAAGAUACCAUCCAUUAUACUCCAUACGCCCAUUGUAUCAAUUGCGUCUGGGACUAUGAGCAAAAGCACUACCACUACAACAUCGACAAAGACAACUCCGACCGCACAUAGCACAGAAGAGCUGUUAGAAGCAAUGGCAAAUAAUUUGGCAAAACACGACAGCGUGCCGGUGCAACGUGACGAUGGGAGUAUCGGGUUUCGUGGCCAGAAAAAAGCAGCGUCUACAAAUACGAAAUCCACAUCAAAGUCAGUGACAGAUAGCGAUAAGAGGAAGUCAUACUCCCCCCCAAUCAGUGGCAGCAACAGUACCAUUAACAGUCAUAACAAUCCCAGUGGCAGUGGCAGUGGCUGUGGCAUUGGCAGCGAUAGCUCCACCACUCCCAUACCAUCGUUAUCAGCGUCAACGUCAGCAUCAGCGUCAGAGGUCCUGUCAACUUCCAGUAACAUAACGACUCCUGAAGAAGCAGGGGCCGCCAACUUCGUCUACUCAUUUCUUGACGAUACGUCAAAGCUGGAAGGACCCACACGCAGGCGCCUGCAGUAUGGGGUGGGAGCGACGGGUAAAACCCAGGAUGAUCAGAAUGUGGGAAAGCGACAGAAAAAGAAAAAGACAAAAUACGAUGCCUGGGAAGAUAGCGACUUCAAUGAUCUCGAUGAUGCGUCACUGAAGAAGCUUCUCGAGGAGGCGUAUUGGUACCGUAAUCCUGGCGACAGGAAAAACAAAAGCGAGCGUUUUCUGCAAAUGCUCAAAAAGGCUGAGUACGACGAAGAGAUCUCUUAUCGUGCCAUUAAAUCCUGCCUCACACUCAACCCAACCACUCUAGCGACGUCAGCGUCCACAUCCGGGGUAGCCGGCAUUAGCAGCAGCAGUAACAACAACACCCACCACACAAACAAUCGAUCCGGGGAGCGUCACAAGCAGGGCGGCUCCUUGCAGGAUCUUGUCGAGGCGGCUCAUCGAAGUGGGGCGGCCACCACAUCUGCGGCGGCGGCGGCAGCAGCAGCAGCGGCAGCAGCCACAUCGGCGACAACCCAACGUUUCAACUGUGAUUACCAGCUGAGUGGACGCGCGAACCGUCGCCACCAGCAGCAGCAGCAGCACAACAACAACAACAACCACCAAAACGCACCCUCUGCCUCCAAAAAGAUCAAGAACUGGUCGGUGUCGGGACGGCAGCGCGAGGGAGGAAGCCUUCCGAGCAGCGUCAACUUUGAGCCAGCGACAACGUCCAUGGAUGCCAAGCUGAAACAGACUAUGGGCGAGUCAUCCCAGUCCCAGGCUGCAGCUGGCAAGAACAGUGCCGGCAGCUGCAGCAGCCUGCCCAGCCACCUGGGCGAGGCUGAGGCCGGCACCCAGUUCGAUAUGGACGAUGAUGAGACGGGUGGUGGUGCGAGUGGGAGUGCUGCCGCAGGCGCUGGCCCAAUCCAACAAGACUGCCUGUUGGAGGUAAGCGAUGAUACACUGAAUCAAUGGGACGUCUGUAUGGAUCAAUCGCUCUGGGAGAUGGCUCAAUCGAGUCUAAUCGAAACCGAUGGGUGGCAAAUUGGGUCAAGUCCAUUUGAGGCGCUUUCGGAGGACAAUCGCGGAAUAAAAAAGAAGAAAGCAGGCGGCGCCAAUCAAUCAACGUCGUAUCUCAGCACAAAGGUGCUCGACAAUUUCAUGCAAAACUACAGCCCGCAUCAGCCCGAGUCGAGGGAUUCGGCCGUUGGAGGCGAGUAUCAAAUCGGAGAAACCCUGCCGUUAUUGGGGUCCGUUGGCAUCAGGUCACCCGGAAUGCCCCACAUGCAUGUACACCAACAGAACAUGCAACUCCAGGCACAGUAUUCGGCUGGUGGACACUUUGAAAGGGGAGUAGACGAUCCCACCCGCAAAGUAGACGCUGGCUAUGUGUCGCUGAGCGACAGCUAUACGGCCUGCUCCUCGGUCUACGCCGAUACGUCGACGAUAUCCCAUCCAAGCCGAGCCGCAUCCUCGGGGGAUGUGUUUGGCAGGAAAAGCGGUCGUGCAGGUCCCGCGGUAACGGGUGCCAAGUCCACAUCGCGUAACCUCGAUGAGAAUGGCAACGCCCUGAGCGAUGGGUACGGCGCCAAUGGCACGCCCAGCAGCAGCAGUAGCAAUGGAAAUGGCAAUGGCAAUGCCAAUGGCAACGGCGGAAGCGGAUCCAAUCAGUUUACGGCCCUGAUCACCACUACGAUGGGUGCAAAUGCACCGCCAUCGUCCACAAGCCGCCAGAACAGCGUGUCCACGCUGCUCACAACCGGAAGCAACACAACAACCACUGCAAUGGCAGCCGCUGCAGUGGCGGCCUCCUUCAAUAGCCAGUUGCAGCAGGUUAACGUGGGGAACGGAUCGGGAGGAAACGGAGCCGCAGCCGGAGUUGGAGUGGGUCCCGGAGUCGGAGUUAGUGCCGGUGCCGGCACUGGGGGACAGCCGACCAAGACCAAGUCAAAGAAGAGGUCGCAGCAGGAGCGCAACACAACCACUGUGGAUGCCGAGUCAGUGGCCGGGUAUCGCGGCAAAGAGUCGGUGGAGCAGCUGGUCAAGUACAUCGAGAACGAUGGCAACAGCGGCGGACAGAAGAAAAAGGAGCGCAAGAAGCAAAACCAGAAGCUUAAGAAGAGCAACUCGCUGGAGGAGCUGCGUAGCUGUUCCAAAAUGGAGGCGGACGACCUCAAGCGCGAGUCGGCCACCACCGAGAUGAUGCCCCAGAAGAAGGACUCCAACAAUGCGAAUGCCAGUGGCAGUGGCAAACAGAACUCUGCCUCCGUGGCGGACAUUAGCAAGAACUGCAGCAAGGAGCAGCAGCAGCAGGUCACACCUGUCCAAGUCCAAGUCCAAGUACGUAAGGUCGCUGAAACCGCCGCUCAGCAGCGGAAAGGAGAGCGCCGUUCCUGGGGCACCGAGGAGCUGCAGUAUCUGGGGGAUCAGGAAUAUCGCAAGCCAGGCUUGGGUAAGGCUGCGGCCCGCUCUGAGCCCGAUAUCGAGGCGGAACCGAUGCCGCUCUCCCUGCCGGCCCUCUCUUGUAUGUCCGAAAUGGAUGCCCUGAACACCGUCCUCUCCGAGACAGCCGAAUUCCAUGUGGUGACAAAGAAGAAGAAACCAAAGAAGCAGCGAGCCGUCACCAUGGACGAUGCGGCCGUCGCGGCCGCUGCCCACGCGGGAGGCAAUCUGCAGCGCAUGCAGCAGAUCACAAAAUCUGCCUCCUCCAACAUGAUGUCCCAGCGGACCCACUACUACACGGCGUACACCAACAGCGGCACGGGCUCCGGCUCUGGCUCCGGCUCCAGCAACCAUCAUGGCCAGUAUCCGAGCAAGUCGGCACAGCAGCAGCAGCCGCAGUACCAGGAUGCGCAGCCGCAGCAUCACCAUCACCACCAUCAUCAUUACCAUCAUCAUCAUCAUCAUGGUGGGUCGGGUUCGGUCAAAAAGGACAGCUCGCGACGCAAGUCCACAUCCUCGAUGCCGCCCUCGGAAAAAUCCGAUUCCAGUGAUCUCGACUCAGUCCACUCGCUGCCGAUCCAGACGGUCAAGAAGAAGAGUCUCGGCUUCAGCAGCGGCGGCGGCGGCGGCGGCGGCGGCGGCGCCGGCACCACCAACAACAAGGAGCGGACAGCGCAGGCCGCCACCCAACGUCAGGUUAAGAAAAAGACCCUGGCACCAGCUCCAAUUUCCUAUGCGGACAUAGCCCGCAACAAGCGGGAGGCCCUGAAGAAUGCCAGUGGCAAUGGCAGUGCAAAUGCCAGCGACCCAGAGCCGUCCGAAUCAGCUGCAGGAGCUGGUGGGGCUGAUAAGCCCGCCGGCGGCAAGGGCAGCAAGUCUAAGGUCAAACCGGAUUUCCCAGAGCUGCCAGUAGCUCUAUCCAUACCGGUAGCCAUCAGCACCGCCACCAGCACUAGCAGCAACACUGCCACCAAUCAGGUGGCCAGUUCCAGCAACAACUCGUCGUCGGCGGGAUCGAUCAGCUACUCGAAGAGCCUGAAUGCGACACCUGCCAGCAGCACCAGCGACGUUGAUGCCUCGCCAGAGCUCACCCCCACUUGCACGACUGCCCCCAGCAGCAGCCUCUCCUCGUCACAGCCGGCGCUGCAAAAGUCCAAGAGUGUGGAGCACGAUGCCACUUAUACGUUCAACAGCAGCAACCUCGAUCAGCAGUACCCAGCCCUUGAGAAGACUGUCAAGAGGCAUAGCACAACCAAUGUGUCUCUGACAGCCGGCGUCUAUCCAACUUCUAGUUCAGUAUCGUCCGCAGGGACGGGCUCGUCAGCAAUUUUCAACUUUGCUGCCGCAACCAAGUUACAGAUGGUGGACAAAUCCACGGGAACCACAUCAUUACCAACUACCUCAGCCAAGUCCAAGACAAAGUCAAAGGACCUGUCAUACAGCAGCGCAAGCAGCACCACCAGCAGCAGCUCGGGCAGUACCAGCAGCAAGAAGUCCAUGAAGCUUGGCAACGAAGAGGCGGCGACUACUCCAGUGUCCAUGCCAGUUGCCCAGAAGUCGACGACGGCCACCCAGACCGAGGGGACCAAGAAGAUGGGCCACAAGAUGUCCCACACCAGCAGCAAGCUGACACCUGAGCUUAUCGCUGGUCGGCCGGCGGUGAUAAUACUCAACGAUGAUCGCGACUCGGAAGAGGAGGGACUCAACAACGAGUUCAUCUUUGGGGAUUUCAACGAGGAUGAGCUGAAGCUCUUCGACGACAAGAAAGAGGAGAAGGAAAAUGAAAAAGAGAAAGAGAAAGAAAAGGAGAAGGAGAAGAGUGAGAAGAAGGUGAAACCACCAGAGUCGCAGCCGAAAUCACAGGCAGAGCCAACAAAGCCACAGGCAGAGCCACAGCCAGGGCCAAUGUCCCAGGCAGAGCCACAGGCAAAGCCAUUAGCAACACAGAUGGACAAGCCAGAGCCCAUGGAUGAGAAUGUGGAUGAGGAGGAGGAUGAUAAUCAGAUUCCAGAAGCAGAACCAGAACCAGAACAAAUCGGGGAGGACAAAACUGAGAAGAAGGAGACAGAAAACGCAGCAGCCACUCAGUCGGAUGUCAGCUCCAGUAGCUACCAGCAGCUGAUACUGAAUGAUUCGGGCGCUGCCUCUGAUGUGGUCAACAGCUCGGCCAGUUUGGACAUGCUAUCGAUCUCGGGCGAGGCCGUGCAGUCGUCGUCGCCAAACUCAGCGGCCAUUUCCACAAACUCGGGCUCAUCCAGCAUCAUCAACUCGUCGACAUCCUCAACACCUUCGUCUGACUCGGCGCCAAAUUCCAACUCGUCGUCAUCCGUUUCGAUAUCCUCCUCAUCUGGAGGCAACGGUCCGAUGGGCUUGUGCUCGGGAUCGGGAUCCGGUGCGGCCCAUGUGGCGAACCAGUCCAGCGAUAGUGGUAUCUAUGGUGCCGCCAACACGUCCGUGAAGGACCACAUCAACCAGUUCCUUAGCCGGGCCAGCAGCAGUAGUGAGGAGCCGCUGCCGAAUGUCCCCAUCUCCAUGCAACAGUUGGAGACCUGCAAUGACAUUGAGGCGGCCAUCAUAGCCGCUGCCCGGGCCGCGGCCGCAGCACGCAGUAACAGCUGCAGUCGCAGAAAUUCCCAGGAACUGGAGUCCUCGCAGUCUCUGUCCCUGUCCAAGUCCAAGCAGCAGCAGCAGCAUCAGCAUCAGAGCCCAGUUGCCAAAUCGAAGAUUGCGCCCGUCUAUACGACCUACAAUGUUGGCGUACAGGACUACGACGAGGACCUAGAAGAGCUGAGCUUCCUGGCCGACCUCAGAGAUGCGGAGGUAGACGUGGAGGAGGAGGCGGAAGUGAAAGCGGAGGCUGAUGCCGAGGCUGUUGCAUCGUCAUCCCGCAUGGAUCCAAUCGUAGACUACAUUUCAAGCACUUGGCACGCCAUUUCCACCAGCAAGCAUGUAAUGUUCUACAAAGAGCCCGAACAGGAGAUCUAGGAGGAGCCGGUCGAAGCAGAUACCGCAGCCGCCACAUCAGGCGGCAGUCAGCGAGGGGAUCAGAACUACAAAAACGAAAAGGAGGAUUAGUUUGUAUUGCAUGUCUGUUAAAGUUGCAUUUUUGUUUGCUUCGUGCUGGGCCAUCGAUUGUACACAGAUCUACGGAUAUACACGGAUAUGCUAUAACCAAA